UGUCAAACGAAUGUCAAACUGCGACAGACGUCAUGAGUCAAUCGUCAGUUGUGAAAUAGGUUAUGUUGUUAGAAGCGAGACUACGUACAAGAUUAAAAUAAGUUUUUUAUUAACUCGCUAGAAAAUACCUGUAAAAUUUAAUGGACGAAUCAUCAGCAGAAAAAAGGCCACAAUUUGGUAACAGAUUUCUAGAAAAUGCUGACGAAGUAUUCAAGCAUAAUGCGUGGGACAAUGUCCAGUGGGAUGAAGAACAAGAAAACCUGGCCAAGGAAAAGGUGAAACUGAAUUCGCAAGUAAAUUUCUCUGAAGGUGACAUAAAAUCACUAGAAGACGAAGCUGACAAACAUUGGGAUGCAUUUUAUGACAUACAUCAAAAUAGGUUCUUCAAAGACCGUCACUGGCUGUUCACUGAGUUUCCAGAAUUAGCUCCAGAUAAUACAUCAGCACCAGUAAGGGUAUUUAACGAGUCAGAUGAAAAACAAUCAGAAAAUAAACCCCAAAAUGAACCAAAACCCACAGAUGGCAACACUAAACGGCAAAUAUUUGAAAUUGGAUGUGGCGUUGGCAACACCAUUUUUCCUAUUUUACAAUACAGUAGAGAUUCUAAUUUAUUUAUUUAUGGAUGUGACUUUUCAUCAAAGGCAAUAGAAAUCAUGAAACAGAAUGAAUUGUAUGACACAAAUAGAUGUGAAGUGUUUGUUUUGGAUGCUACUGAACAGAAAUGGAAUGUGCCAUUUGAAGAGAAUUCACUUGACAUUAUUGUUUUGAUAUUUGUUCUGUCAGCUAUUGACCCUUCAAAGAUGCCAACUGUCAUUAACAACAUAAAGAAGUACUUGAAGCCAGGAGGACUUGUAGUUUUUCGCGACUACGGCUUGUACGACUUGGCACAACUUAGAUUCAAGAAAGGGAGAUGCAUCUCAGAUAAUUUUUAUGCAAGGGGUGACAACACAAGGGUAUAUUUCUUCACACAAGAAGAAAUCAGAAGUUUGUUUAAAAAUGAGGGGUUUUUAGAAGAACAGAAUUUAAUUGAUAGAAGACUUCAAGUGAACAGAGGGAAAAUGUUGACCAUGUACAGAGUGUGGAUACAAGCUAAAUACAGAAAACCUUUAUAAUAUUUAAUGAAUAAAUAGGUUUACAAUUUCAUAUUUAUGUAAUCUUAAUACAAUUGUUACUUAUAUGUUUUGGGUAUGCAUAACAAAUGCAAUCAAA
Messenger RNA from Manduca sexta (tobacco hornworm), 1209 nucleotides. It is a transcript of the gene Mettl2, whose product is annotated as methyltransferase-like protein. Gene Ontology annotation, molecular function: tRNA (cytidine-N3)-methyltransferase activity. The transcript has 4 exons. Lineage: Eukaryota; Metazoa; Arthropoda; Insecta; Lepidoptera; Sphingidae. The coding region runs from base 141 to 1112 and encodes 323 amino acids. The record is from RefSeq and is a predicted model, not a curated record.